Rhodofomes roseus is the source of this 1592-nucleotide messenger RNA. RefSeq names its product nucleoside hydrolase. Bases 212 to 1279 code for a protein of 355 amino acids. Gene Ontology annotation, molecular function: purine nucleosidase activity. Gene Ontology annotation, biological process: purine nucleoside catabolic process. Gene Ontology annotation, cellular component: cytosol. NCBI's taxonomy places the organism in Eukaryota, Fungi, Basidiomycota, Agaricomycetes, Polyporales, Fomitopsidaceae. The transcript has 8 exons. The record is from RefSeq and is a predicted model, not a curated record.
AUCGCGAUUGGUGGCAUCGUCCGAUCAGGCUGCUUAAGGCUGCUUAGCCUCGACAGAAGCGCCCACUUACUACUCGAUUCCAUCGGCCACUACAGGGCCACUAGCUUGAGUGCAGUCCACGCACUGUACCACUCGCUCAGGACUGUUUGAGUGCGCUCCAUACGUAGACCGCCGCGUCAUCUUAUACCUGGCAUAGCAGGCGGCCGCGAACAUGACACACCGAAACAUCUGGCUUGACUGUGACCCAGGACACGAUGACGCAACUGCAAUUCUGCUCGCGGUGCAUACCCCAGGAGUGAGCUUACUGGGCAUCUCUACGGUGCAUGGCAAUGCAAGUGCAGAAAACACCAACAACAACGCGGCGCGAUGCCUCUAUGCCUUUGCUGCUCCCGAGGAUAUCAAGAUCUAUCCUGGGUCUACUAAGCCGUUGAUUAGACCAACAAGACACGACCCCGAGAUACACGGGAUCGAUGGGUUAGGAGGGGUAGAGGGACUUCCGCCAGGAACAUACAAACCUGUUCAAGAGCGGCUGAAGCACCCAGGACGAGUCCCCAAGGCUAUCGAUGCCAUUGCGAGGGCCGUCGAGCAGACCUGGAAGGAUGGCGCAGGUGACAAAGUUACGAUCAUCUCGUCUGGCCCGAUGACAAAUAUCGCGCUCUUCGUGAGUGUGUAUCCGGAACUACUAGGGGGAAUAGAGGAGUUCGUCUUCAUGGGUGGUGGUGUUGGUAUCGGCAACCGCUCUGCAUCAGCCGAAUUCAAUAUCCUCUGUGAUCCUGAAGCUGCCCAGAUCGUUUUAGACGUCCCGGUCAAGAAAACCAUGAUUCCCCUCAAUGUCACCCACACCGCGAUCGUUACACUGGAGACUCUUCGCAAACUGCUCUCAUCCGACGCGCCAUACUCUCCAGGCGUCGCACCGGUCAAAGCGUCCACGAAUCUUCGCCACAUGCUAUGGACGCUUAUCUGGUACUUCGCCGAGUCAUACAAGUCGACUUUUGGCUUCAUGCACGGCCCGCCCCUGCACGAUGCGCUCACCAUCGCGUAUGUGUCUAACCCGGAGUUGUUCAAGUGCAAGAGGUAUCGAGUGGACGUAGAGCUCAGCGGGACGCACACUGCCGGAGAGACUGUAGUUGACAUAUGGAAUUAUCGGUCCUGCGAUGACUCCUGGGGACGCGAUGGGAAGAAUUGCAUGGUUGCAGAGUCUUUAGAUGUUUCCGGCUUCUUCCAGCUUUUCCUGGACUGCGUUUCCCGUUGCGAUGCGGUUUCGCCAUUGAAUCAAUAGAUCUCGCUCCCGGUAUAUAGGAUAACCAUAGAUGCGGACGUAAGUUCAGUUUCCUUGGUCAGAGAAGCUACACUCCAGCUGUACACCGACUAGCCGCUGCCCGUGGAUCGCUCACAUGUCGUCGCCGAAUAUAUCAAUGGACUGUCUGACCGCUCCAGAGCUGUCCACCAGAAGAUUGUCAGAGCAGGACGAGCCCAGGGCAGCAUUCCCAAUCCAUCCAGGCUCCCAGUAGUCUGUAAAAUCGACUCAGUCGGUGAAGAUGAACCGCGCAUAAGAUGUUCGAUCCCUACAUAUUCCCUGCCCCAGCCCAUUG